This is a messenger RNA of Closterium sp. NIES-65, 3447 nucleotides long. The record is from the annotation of a GenBank genome assembly. Lineage: Eukaryota; Viridiplantae; Streptophyta; Zygnematophyceae; Desmidiales; Closteriaceae.
AUGGAAAAGUGGCUCAGUCUCGAAGCAGACGUCGGGCUUGUGCUUCGGUUUGAGGGAGUGGAGAAACGCGGAGCGCGGGGGCGCGGGCGCGGCGGAUCCGUCGACUGUUACUGGGCGCUGUUCCGCCUUGCGCUGCCGUCCAUUCUGCUGCAGAGCGGCGCGCCCCUGGCGAUCACGGUGCAGACGGCGCUGCUGGGCCGCAAGGACACGCAGCUCGUCGCCGCGUGGGCCGUCAUGCGCGCGCGGGGCGUGGGGAUGCACGCGGGGGCCACGGGGAUGCCCGCGGGGGCACGGGGAUGCGCGGUGGGGCCAUGGAGAUGCGCGCGUGCGGUGGGGGAUGCACGCGUGCGGUGGGGGAUACGCGCGUACGGCAUGGGGAUGCGCGCUGAGACCAUGGGGAUGCGCGGGGGAGAGCAUGGGGACGCGCGUGGGGCACGGGGGAGCGCGCACGAAGCAUGGGGAUGCGCGCGGACAGGACGGCACCAGCAGAGCGACGAGCUUGCAGGGGCAGAGCAGAGGCAGGCAGGGCCCUCUCGUCUGAUUUUGAGGCGCCUCAAAAUCGCCCACUGGCCGGCACGGCUCGCGCCUCGCCUGCUUUGCCGCUUGUACCUUUGUAGGCACCGAGCUGAUGAGUUGAUUGUGGUGGCAAGAGCCGGUUGGGUUGGCUUCCUCUCCCUCCCACCUUUCUCAUCCUCGUUCCUCAUCACCCUUUCUCAUCCUCGUUCCUCAUCACCCUUUCUCAUCCUCGUUCCUCAUCACCAUUUCUCAUCCUCGUUCCUCAUCCUUCUCAUUUCACCGACCCUCCCCCUUCCCUUGUCCUCACUCUCCCACUCUCCCUCCCCCAUCCCCUUUCUCUCUCCGCAUCUGCUCCUCCUCGCAGCGGCCACGAAUGCAGCGACAGUCAUUUUCAACUUCCUUGUUGUCGGCGUCACAGCUAAGGUCACCAAGGUGGUAGCAGUGGGCGCGUGGGCGCAAGUGGGGGUGCGAAUCCGCCUCGCACUCGCCAUGGCUCUAGCCACCAGUGCACUGGCCGUGGCGCUGCUGCUGUCCUCUCAGGGGCUGCUGUGGGCGCUGCUAAGUGACUCGCCCUCCGUGCUGCAGUACGCUAAGAGUUACUUUUACUUGAGAGUCAUGGGCGUGCCGCCGCAGCUGCUGGUCAUGUGCACUUCCGGCGUGCUGCAGGGAUACAAGCACGUGGCGCUGGUGGCAUGGCUGCAGGCAGCACGAGCGCUGCUGGACGUUGCCGCAUCCUACCUCUCCCUCUACGUCCUUGACUGGGGCAUUGUGGGUGUUGGCAUCGGCACCUUCCUCGCAUCCUGCACCGUCGCAGCUGUUUCCUUAGCCUGUAUCCUCCUCCUGCCGCCUCCCCAGGGCAAAGGGAAGAUUGUUGUUUUCCCACCCAUCCUGUCGUUUCUGGCUCGGAAGGUCGCCGUACCGCAGGUUCUGCUCUGCCGAGCCUUGAGCCAGCGGGUUUCCCGGACCUGCUCAAAGGUCCGGGUGGGUGGUGCAGCGGCGUUGGCGGACGCUCAGGUGCUGCUGCUGGAUGGGAGGGAGAGGGAGGGGACUGGGAAGGAGGUGGGCGGGAUAGAGGAGACAGUACUGGCGGUUCUUGAAGGGAGAAUGUUGAAGGCGGGUAGAGAUGUUGCUUCAGUGCAUGUGAAUGAUCAACGGGCACAUGGGUGUGCGCGUGAAGAUGAGGCGCGAUCGAGGGACGAGCAGGCAACCAGAGUGGGAGGUCGGGAGGAGGAGGGAAGGGCUGUAGAGGGAGGGGAUGAGGAGGGAAGGGAGGAGGAUAGGGUGGGGAGGGAAGGUGAAGCAGAGGGGGGAAGGAGGAGUCGAGCGGAUGAUGCAACGCAUAGCCGGAUGGUCGCAGAGGAGCCUGAAAACGAGGGUGAUGGAAUUGCUUAUAACGAGGACAUGGUUAUGGGUGGGGAUGGAAGGGGCAUGCGGGAAGGGGGUUGUGCGGAGAGUGUGGAGGUCAGAGUGGUGGUGGGGAGGGAGGAAACUUCCACGGUGCUGCUUUUGAAGACUGGGGAGGAGGAGAGAGUGGAGAAGGGGGGGAGUGUGAGGAGUGAUAAGGGAGGGAGUGGGGGCAGUAACAUUGGAGAAAGGAGGGUCGGAGAGAAGGGAGAGGGCGCGGAGGGGAAGUGCAAGGCGGAGGAGAUGGAGGAGGCGAGGAUAAACGAGAAUUUUAUUCACCCGCCUUCUCCUGUCGCUGGCACCCUCCCUGGCACACGUCCCAUGCAGCUCUCUUUCUUCCUCGUGCUCGCCUGUGCCACUUCACUCGGCGUGCAUGCUGUAGCUGCGCAUCAGCCCAAUUUCCACCCCCGCAGAACCUCAUGCGGCCGCAGGAGGGAAGCAUCUACAUCGCAGAUAGAGUCGCUGCUCCCGAGACCUAAACCCCACCCCUCCCCUCCGCCCUCCCUCUUCCACCAUUUGCGCAUUCCCGUCCCCCCACUGCAGAUCCUCAUGCAGCUGUGGAUGAUCCUCAUGCAGCUGUGGAUGGUCAACAUCUACAUCGCAGAUGGCUUUUCCACAGCAGGCACCAUCGUGGCCAGCAGCCUGGCGGGACGGAUGGCGCAGGCGCAGACCAGGGGCGAGCAUGCAACCCUCUUGGCGGACCUAAGGCUCGUGUGCUGGCGUGUGCUGCGCAUGGGAUUGAUUGCAGGCAUCCUCAUCUGUGCGGCAUACACAUCCCUGGAGCGCCACAUCGUUGCGCUCUUCACAUAUGAUGAGGCCACCAAGGCGCAGCUGAGGCACGUGUGGCUCUUCCUCGCGCUCAUGCAACCACUCAACUCCGUGGUAUUCGUGUAUGAUGGUCUCAUCUAUGCGGCACAGGCCUUUUCCUACAUGGCCGCAUGCUUGGCUGUUGGUUUUUUCACGCUCUUCCUUCCCAUCGUCUCAAUGCCAUAUUUUGCCCUCAGUUCGUCCGCAUUAGUAUAUUGUUUCCUUCAUUCCCUUUUCCCUUCUCCUCGCUUUUUCCUUCUCUUCCCUUUCCCUUUUCGCCUUUCUCCUCUCUUCCCUUUCUCGUCGUUCACUUAUCCACAUCUUCCCGUUUACCGUCGUUUCUCUUGUCCACCUCUCCUCAUUCGCCUUGUCCCAUCUCUUUCGGUUCCCCCUCCAUUCACACCGCUCGUAUACCUUCUCCCUCUUCUUUUCCUCCUCCUCCCCCCCGCAUCCCUUGCCGCUUUCCCAUUCCCAUUUCACCAACUCCCUCUUCUCCCCCAUCUCUUCCCCUCCCUCCCUUUUCCCUUCUUCCAAUUCAAGACGUUUCUAGCCGCGUGGGCGGCCAACGGGGUGCUCAACACAAUGACUUCUCAGUCGGGCAGCAACUUGAAUCCUCCAUCUCCUUCGCUCAACGCCUCCUCCCCCUUCCCUCCCAACCCCCCCUCCUACAGCACUUGCAUUCUUCCGCUUCAAGACCCUUCUGGCCGCGUGGGCAGCUAA